Molecule: messenger RNA, 696 nt
Organism: Theileria annulata
Lineage: Eukaryota; Apicomplexa; Aconoidasida; Piroplasmida; Theileriidae
Exons: 2
Coding region: 1-696 (231 amino acids)
Source: RefSeq, a predicted model, not a curated record
AUGCCAAUUAAGGUUUCGCAGCCCUUGAGAUUAUUCAAAAUCAGCCCCUUGGUGAGUUUUAAGCCCGGAGCCGGAGUAGUUUAUCAUCCAUCAGCCCACGAAGCCUAUUUAAAUGAAAAACUCAGACUUGAAAAAGCCGCCAAGAAAGGAAUAAAAUUGCCACAAACGAGGAGUGACUGCUUCUAUAAUGGCCUGAACCCAGACAAGAUUAUCACAAAUGAAUGGCAGAGCCUCGACGUGGGAAGGAAGCCAAUGAGAGGAGGAUAUAACUUCUCAUCUUUCAGACUGCCUCAGGUGGAGGCGUUUAACGAGGACGAACUUGCGAAGUUUUUCGACCUCGAGAAUUUCAUGAAGAGGUACUCGCUCAAGGAGAUGUGGAAAUCUGCCAAGUUCAGAUACAGGUUCAGCGCCAUGAUGUACCUCUCAGUUCUAUUCCCCGCCGUCUUGAUAUGGUCUGAGGCCAUCUGGAGGAACCGCUACGAGCCUCUGGAGCCCGGAAUUCCCAAUGAAGACUACCACAAGCACUUCAUCUGGCACGCGCUCGGCCACAAACUCGACCACCAUGCCUUUGUUCAAUACUCUGAGGCCAGAAGAACACACAAGUGGAGAAACGACAAAAUCAACCCAGAAGACUACAUUCCACCGCAAUACAGAUAUUUGCAAAAAUUACCCGAGGAUUUUUGUAAACACCAAUAA